AUGUUGGUGCCUAGGCCGAUUCAUUCUCGAGCUUUUCUGCUUGGAAGAAUCGUAUCAAGAAGUAUCCAAACGAAAGCUCCUGUUCUUGCGAAGCGCAGUGUUUCCACACUCGAACGAUAUCGAGCUCUCAUGUCAAAGCCCACCGAUAUGCACCGUGCAUUUGCCACCGAGGCGCCACUAGUUGCGUCUCACAAUUAUGUGGCAAAACGCACCGCUGGAUUUCAGCAGGAAAAAGUACGACUAGAUGAUGGAACAUCUCUACCAUAUUAUGUGUAUGAAGGCCCUAUGGACACACCCAUGGUGGACAAACGCACGUACAAGUUGAUUCGCUUGGCUAAUGAUCUCGAGGCGCUGAUUAUUCAUGAUCCCGAAGCCGAUAAGGCUAGUGCUGCUAUGGACGUGCGUGUUGGUCAUCUCAGUGACCCCGAGGGUCUGUAUGGCAUGGCGCAUUUCUGUGAACACUUGCUCUUCUUGGGUACAAAAAAGUAUCCACGAGAAAACGAAUACAGCGAGUACCUAUCUAACCACAGCGGCAGCUCCAAUGCUUUCACUUCGCUGGAAAAUACCAAUUACUUCUUUGACGUGGGCCAUAACCACUUUGAAGGUGCACUCGAUCGUUUUGCUCAGUUCUUCUUGGAGCCACUUUUUGAUCCAAGCUGCACAGAACGCGAAAUUCGUGCUGUCGAUUCGGAACACAAGAAAAACCUCCAAUCCGAUCUGUGGCGCUCGUUCCAACUCGAAAAAAGUCUUUGCCGUGCAUCGCACGCUUACUCGAAGUUUGGUACCGGAAACCUCGAAACAUUGUGGAACAAGCCACGAGAUAUGGGCUUGGAUAUUCGCGCUGAGCUGCUCAAGUUUCACGAAAAGUACUACAGUGCCAAUAUGAUGAAGCUUGUGGUCUUGGGCCGCGAAUCCCCUGAGCAACUCACGAAGUGGGUCGCCGAAAAGUUCUCUCGUGUGCCCAACAAAGAAAACCAGGUACCCGUGUUCCCUGGCUCACCGCUAGGACAAGAGCAGCUAGGUACGCAAAUUCUUUUCCGCACCAUCAAGGAUGUUCGUCUUCUUGAUAUAACCUUCCCCUUCCCUGAGCAGGUGCAUCUGUUCCGCUCAAAGCCUGGCCAAUUGCUCUCUCACUUUAUUGGUCAUGAAGGACAUGGCUCGCUUUUUUCCUGCCUCAAGCAGCGCGGUUGGGCCAAUCUGCUAAGUGCUGGUCAGGCGAUCAGCGCGGCAGGCUUCGAACUGUUUAAAAUUAACAUUGACCUGACGAACGAGGGCUACGAGCACUAUCAAGAUGUUGUUGCCGCUGUAUUCCAAUACCUUGAUAUGCUGCGGGCCAAUCCCAUUGAGGAAUGGAUGUAUGAAGAAGUGCGUCGUCUGAGCGAGUUGCGCUUUGUAUUUAAGGAAAAGUCAUCACCGGCUAUGUACAGUUCAUCACUGGCUAGUCAGAUGCAGCAUCCCCUUCCUCCUGCUUGGCUAUUGUCUGGUCCCUAUGUAUAUCGUGAAUUUGAUGCGCCACUCGUGAGUUCUACGCUUGAAUGUCUUCGCCCUGAUAACUGCCGGCUUAUGCUAGCCGGGCGCGAACCGCCAAAGGGUGUGUCGCUGGACCACAAAGAGACCUGGUAUGGCACCGAGUACACCAUCCAGCCAUUUUCGCCCGACAUGCUGCAGUCAUGCGAGACUCUUGAGGGUCUAGCAAUGCCACGUAAAAAUGAAUUUAUUCCCAGCAACCUGGAUGUGGCCGGCACACCGAAUGCGUCUCUCUCGCCCACUGAUCGACCACAGCUCUUGGAACAAUCGCCCAAGGCUAGAUUGUGGCACAAGCAAGACGAUCGCUUUUUCCUGCCCAAGGCCACUGUGGCAUUGCUUCUUCGCACGCCCGAAGUAAACUCAUCGCCUCGAAAUGCUGUGCUUUCACGUAUGUUGGUGGAAUUGGUCAAGGAUUCGCUGUGUGAGUACUCUUACGAUGCAGAUGUGGCUGGCCUGCACUACGAUAUCGACAGUCAUUUGGAUGGGAUUGACAUUGUCUUGGGUGGCUACAAUGACAAAUUGCCGCACCUGCUUGAAUCCGUGCUGAAUGCACUUACCAAGCUCCAGGUCGAUCCGAAGCGCUUUGCGAUCGUGCAUGACCAGGUGCGCCGCAACUACGAAAACUUUGACUUGGAGGAGCCAUAUCAACAUGCCGUGUAUUACUCGACCUACCUUCUUACAGAGCGUAUGUGGACGCAGCACGAAAAACUGCGUGUGGUAAAUGAUGUAUCGCCCCAUGAAAUGCAGGAGUAUAUCGGCAAGGUGUUUAGCCGUAUGCACGUUGACAUGCUGGUUCAAGGCAACGUCACGAGUGAGCAGGCCCGUUCCCUCUUGGAUGCAGUCCAGGAACACAUUGCGUACGAUGCUUUGCCGCCCCAAGACAAUGUGCCGCCACGUUCGCUUGUCUUGGCGCCCGGCACGAAUAUUGCUUGGCGCAUGCCUGUGGCCAACAAAGACAACAAUAACUCAUCCCUCGAGUACUACUGCCAAGUCGGUGAUCCGAGCGAUGUGCGUUUGCGCGCCACAUUGGCGCUCUUUGCGCAGAUUGCGAAUGAGCCAUGCUUCGAUCAGCUUCGGACCAAAGAACAGCUUGGAUACCUGGUGUUUAGUGGUACACGCACGUCUGUGGGUCAAAUGGGUUUCCGCAUCAUUGUGCAAUCAGAGCGUGACUCGGAGUACCUCCAGUCCCGCAUCAAUGCCUUCCUUGACCAGCUCAUGCGACAAUUGCUCGCUAUGAGCGACGACGAGUUCGAAGCACACCGUGCUUCGCUUAUUCACAAGCGACAAGAAUCGGUCAAGAAUCUUGCCGAAGAGACGCAGCGAUUUUGGAAGAGUAUUCACUCUGGCUACUUUGACUUUUUGCACCGUCAGCGUGACGUGCAAGUGAUGGAAACGCUCAGAAAAGAUGAUAUUGUGGCCUUUAUGCAGCACUAUAUUCAUCCCAGCAGCACCCAUCGUGCUAAGACUGUGACGCAUAUUCAGGCUCAGGCAGUGCCUUCUUCGACAAAGCCUCUGAGCAGCGAUGCACUCGACUCGUUCUUUGCAUUUUUGAGUAGCCAAGGUGUCGAGGUCCCUGCAGAGGCUCGUGAAUCGCUGGGCGUGCAACUGACUAGCGUCGAAUCACUCCAGGUGUUUGCCAAAGACGUCGCUGCCUCGGGUGAGUUACCGCCCAGUUUGACGGAAGACGCACUACUUGCCUGUAUUGCUCAAGCCGUGGAAAAGCAUCCUAAAGAAGCGGAUGCCUCUGCCAUGUCGUUACCUGAGGCUCCACCCGAAGCACUACCUUCGGUCGACGUACGCGAGGUGCAGUCCUUGAAGCAAUCGCUGCAGUGCAGCCAGCAUGCAUUGCCCGUCUUGCCCUGGGACGUCUAUGCGAGCGAGCCUCAUGCCCCGAUCGACGAGUCGCAAUACACUCCGGCAGCCACUUCUAUGCGCGCCAACAUAUAG
Molecule: messenger RNA, 3474 nt
Organism: Malassezia restricta
Lineage: Eukaryota; Fungi; Basidiomycota; Malasseziomycetes; Malasseziales; Malasseziaceae
Product: insulysin
Exons: 1
Coding region: 1-3474 (1157 amino acids)
Biological process (GO): peptide catabolic process
Cellular component (GO): cytosol; mitochondrion
Molecular function (GO): metal ion binding; metalloendopeptidase activity
Source: RefSeq, a predicted model, not a curated record